CUGCUCUGGAAAUAACCCGGAUGUACUCCAUCGGGCAGCCAUGAAGAUGACAGGAGAAAACAGCUCUCUGAGCUCAGAAAUAACAAUGGAGGACGUGAAAAACCUAAUUAAAAAGAAAGAUGAGAUUGAAGAGCAGAUAAAAGCCUAUUACGACGUUUUGGAAGACCAAGGUGUCGGAGUCGAAGGUGCCUUGGUGGACGAAGAGGGUUACCCCCGAUCUGAUGUUAAUUUAUACCAGAUCAGGACAGCGAGACACAACAUUUCAUGCCUGCAGAACGAUCACAAAGACAUCAUGGUGGAGAUCGAAGAAGCUCUCCACAAGCUGCAUGCACGAGAGAAAACCAAGCGGCAACAGGAUGAGACAGGAGCUCAGGAUGAGGCGAUGGAGCAGCAGGUCACUCUUCCUCCUCCCUUUGCACGGGUGGACGCUGUGACACAAGGCUCACCGGCCUGCGGAGCUGGGCUGAGAGUUGGUGAUGAAGUCAUUGAGUUUGGUUCUGUGAACACGGCGAACUUUCAGAACCUCCAGAAUAUUGCUUCUGUGGUCCAACACAGCGAAGGGAAAUCAUUGCGUGUCGCUGUGAUCCGGGAUGGGCAGAAAGCCCAGAUGAGCCUGACACCACAGCGAUGGUCAGGCAGAGGUCUGCUGGGAUGCAACAUUGUUCCAAUCAAUCGAUGAUCACCAUGACAUUGUGCAAAACUUCCUCUACUGAGGAAACCCCUGGGUGGUUUCAAACAGACUUUGUAUAAACUGCAGACAUUUCCAUCUGUUUAUUUUUUCAACAUCUUAAUCAGAACAUGAACUAUUUCCUUCCUACAAGGGCAAUUUUCAUAACUGGAUAUUUAAGAAUUCAUGCUGAGUUUACUCAGAGAUAGCUGAAUAAACAUUGCUUCCUUACUCUGAUUAGAAUCCCACAUGUUCAAACAAUUGACUCAUCGCACUUGGCCUGUUUUCUCAAUCUACAUUGAGUGUGCAAGUGGUGAUUUUGGUGUAAGAGUAUCACUGAAUAUUAAUGGGGUUGACGGGUAUAUUUAUGAAUGAUGAGUGGCUUGUUGAAAUGCCUUGCAGUGAUGUGAAGCUAUAAACGGGUACUUAGCAAUGAGUGCAGGACUUGCUACUAUCAUUAAUAAAGACUUAUUUUCAAAAAGAUAAA
Messenger RNA from Larimichthys crocea (large yellow croaker), 1154 nucleotides. It is a transcript of the gene psmd9, whose product is annotated as proteasome 26S subunit, non-ATPase 9. Bases 41 to 679 code for a protein of 212 amino acids. Gene Ontology annotation, biological process: proteasome regulatory particle assembly. Lineage: Eukaryota; Metazoa; Chordata; Actinopteri; Sciaenidae. The transcript has 6 exons. Gene Ontology annotation, cellular component: cytoplasm; nucleus. The record is from RefSeq and is a predicted model, not a curated record. Gene Ontology annotation, molecular function: protein binding.